Messenger RNA from Agelaius phoeniceus (red-winged blackbird), 5693 nucleotides. RefSeq names its product MINDY lysine 48 deubiquitinase 2 (gene MINDY2). Gene Ontology annotation, biological process: protein K48-linked deubiquitination. NCBI's taxonomy places the organism in Eukaryota, Metazoa, Chordata, Aves, Passeriformes, Icteridae. Gene Ontology annotation, cellular component: cell periphery; cytosol. The record is from RefSeq and is a predicted model, not a curated record. Gene Ontology annotation, molecular function: cysteine-type deubiquitinase activity; K48-linked deubiquitinase activity; cysteine-type carboxypeptidase activity.
AAUCACAGAAUGUUAAAGGGUUGGAAUGGAUCUUAAGGAACAUUCAGUUCCAGCCUCCUGCCAUGGACGGGGACGACUCCCACCAAACCAGGUUGCUCAAGACCUUGUCCAACCGGGACUUGAACGCUUCCAGGGAUGGGGCAUGUCCAGCCUCUCUAUGCAACCUGUGCCAGUGCCUCACUACCCUCACAGUAAAGAAAACUUUCCUAAUACCUACCCCAAAUUUCGUCUCUUUCAAUUAGUCUUCACAAUCAAAUUGUUCAAGUUAUCUAUUAUACUCGCCACAGCCGUAUUUUUUAUAGUACGAGUGUCUAAGAAACCGCAAGGAAAAGCGCCGAGAACACUCGGGAGAGCCGGACUCACCUGUUUCCCUCCCCUUCCCGCGGCCCGCCCCGCCCCGCCCCGGGGCCCCCCCGCCCCGGGCCCCGCCGUGACCCGCGGCCGCUCCCCCCCCGCCCGCACGUCCCCGGCGGGGCGGAGCUGCCGCCGCUGCUGUGAUGGCGUCGCGGGCGUUGCGGGCGGAGGCGCAGCCGCUGCGGUGCCAAUAGAGAGCGGAGCGGCCGGGCCAGGCAUGGAGAGCCUGGCGCAGCCCCCGCCGCCCCCGGGCUCGCUGCAGACGGGCGGCGGGGGCGCUGCCAGCCGGCUCCGCCUGGGAGAGGUGGCGGCGGGCGAGGGCGGCUGCAGGGAGGCCGAGGAGGGCGGCGGACGGCGCAGCCCUUCCCCUCCGCCGGCCCCCGCUCCCGCCGCGGCCCCUCAGUCCGCGUCCCCCUCCCAGGCCGCGGAGGGAGCUGCGGCGGCGGAAGGCGCGGGGCUGGCGGGGCCGGAGAGUCCCGGAGCGGCUCCCGCCUCGGAGAGCGGUCCCGCGGGAGCCGGCUCUGGGAGCAGCGGCGCUCCCAGCCCGCCGGGGGAGGAGUCCCGCAGCCUGGACUCGCUGGAGUCCUUCUCCAACCUGCACUCCUGCUGCCCGAGCAGCUCCGAGCUCAACAGCGACGCCGACGAGGCGGUGGUGGCGGGGGCCUCCUCGGGGGGCCCGGCCCCGGAGCCCGAAGGGGACAGGCCGGCGGCGGGCUCCCAGCUCCUCUCCGCUUCCAAGGAACGCUUCCCGGGCCAGUCGGUCUAUCACAUCAAGUGGGUCCGCUGGAAGGAGGAGAACACGCCCGUCAUCACCCAGAACGAGAACGGCCCCUGCCCGUUGCUGGCCAUCAUGAACGUGCUGCUCCUGGCCUGGAAGAUUAAACUGCCACCGAUGAUGGAAAUCAUAACGGCUGAACAGCUGAUGGAAUACUUAGGAGACUACAUUCUUGACGCAAAACCUAAAGAGAUAUCUGAAAUUCAGCGACUUAAUUAUGAGCAGAAUAUGAGUGAUGCAAUGGCAAUUCUGCAUAAGUUGCAGACAGGUCUGGAUGUCAACGUGAAGUUCACAGGUGUCCGAGUAUUUGAAUACACACCUGAAUGCAUAGUGUUUGAUCUGCUUGAUAUCCCCUUGUACCAUGGAUGGUUAGUGGACCCUCAGGUUGCUGACAUAGUAAAAGCAGUUGGUAACUGCAGUUACAAUCAGCUGGUGGAGAAGAUAAUUUCUUGUAAACAGUCAGAAAACAGUGAACUGGUUAGUGAAGGGUUUGUAGCUGAGCAGUUCCUAAAUAACACAGCUACACAAUUGACAUACCAUGGACUGUGUGAGUUGACUUCAGCUGUCCAGGAGGGAGAGCUUUGUGUGUUCUUCAGGAACAACCAUUUUAGCACCAUGACCAAAUACAAGGGUCAGCUUUACCUGCUGGUGACAGACCAGGGCUUUCUUACAGAAGAGAAGGUUGUGUGGGAAAGUUUACACAAUGUGGAUGGUGAUGGGAAUUUCUGUGACUCUGAAUUCCACCUGAGGCCUCCAUCAGACCCUGAAACUGUCUACAGAGGGCAGCAGGAUCAAAUAGAUCAGGAUUACCUGAUGGCAUUGUCACUACAACAAGAGCAGCAGAAUCAAGAGAUUAACUGGGAACAGAUCCCAGAAGGAAUCAGUGAUCUGGAGCUAGCAAAGAAGCUCCAGGAAGAGGAGGACAGGAGAGCUUCUCAGUACUAUCAGGAACAAGAACAAGCAGCUGCUCAGGUCCAGCAGGUACAAGGUGCUGCCUCUCCAGCCAGCACAAGACAAUCCGGGAGUAACGAACGCAAACGCAAAGAGCCUCGGGAGAAGGAGAGGGAGAAAGAGAAGAACAGCUGUGUUCUCUUGUAACAGAGCAUGGAUUCCAGCUGGAGCCAAGUGCAUGUCCUCAGAAGCAAAAACAAGGAGUCAAAAGGAAGACAAACCUGUUACAUGCCGCCUGUGCCUGAUUACCCCAUGGAUUUUGUUCACGUUCCAAGAGAGGAUGGAUGGCUUUGUACCAAUCAGACUUCCUUCAAAGUCAUAGCGCGAGCUGCUCACGAGGGAAUUCCAAACACAGUUGGAUGCGGCUGUGCUUUGAGUUAGUCAUAAGAAAUAUUGCACCUUGUAGCUGAACACACAACUCAUGGCAAGUCCUGUGUCAUAGUGACAUCCAUUACUCAUUCCAUCAGUUAGUAAGCUAUUUUAUCUUCUACUCUAAACAAAGGUAAUUCAUUUUGUGUAAGGCUUUUUCCUGAAGUCUGUACACGAGCACAAUGGAGUUCUGUGUUACUUCCUUAGUAUGAAACUAUAUCUUAGGCUGGGUAUAGUCUCCAUGACACAAGAGCCCAAAUAACAGCUGGGCACUGCCUCCUCAGUGUGUCCAGAUUUCUUUGCUUCUGGAUCUGGUAUGUUCUUUUUUUGAACCCAGAUUUAUACUUGUUACUGCUAUCACUGCAUCUCCUGGCCAGCUUUCUUGCCCCAAGAAUAUGUGACUUGAUAGGCAGCAUACAAAAAUUGUCAUGAAGAAAAUGGGGCAUUUAUUAAAAAGCAAGAUGAAUAUUGUUUGCUUUUCUUGCAACUACAAACUGGGUAUGGCAACUCAGAUGUUAUCAGGGUUAAACAAGUAAUUUUAUAGGUAACUUCUUUUUCUUUUAUUAUUUUUUUCUCUUGUAGGUAAACUGGACCAGAUAAGCUUUUAUUUAUUGACCUCUCCAUAUGAUAGAUGAAUGAUGAGAGGGAACUAAAGUCUAUAAUAAUCGUUAUUCUAUAUAAGAAUGCAGAGUUAAAAUAACUAACUAUCUGCCUUUUAUCCAGAAGUACCUUGAACUUCAACAUGACGUUAACAUGUCCACUUGUAUAUUUAAGCAAGUGUACUGUAGUUAAAAACACACUUUUUUGUUUGUUUUAUAAAUCAUGUAUUCUUAAAAAAGCACACUUCAGAAGUGGUGAGAGAGGAGUGAAGCUCCCUCUCUGAGAUGGUUUGAAAGGUGGUCAGGUGUAAUAUUUUGUUUUUUAAAUCACUAAUUUAGAAUUUUUGGAAACCAGACUUUUCUAAUUUAUGGGAACCAAAUAAACGGGUUGCAUCUUGUAGUAUUUAUAGAAUGCAGAAACAGAACACUUGAUGAAUUUUGAGGGAACCACAAAUCUUCCUCCACUUCCAUUAAAUCAAUAACAAUUAGUUCUUGCUGAACCUUUUGAUAAAAAUUUCUAUUUAGCAAUUUGUAGAUACUUUUGAAAAAGGCUGCUUCUACUGGACAAGUUCUGUAUCUGUGCUCUAAGCCUUAGUGUUCACACAGAAUAACCUGGGCAAGAGGUGGAACAUGACAUUCCUGCUUCCAGGUGUUUGGAGAAUGUCUGCAAAAGUGGGUGUCUAACACAAGUCCACUGGUAAAAAGCCACUUCACAAUUAUUUCAAGCUGCACUGGCUGCACUGCUGGCAACCAGUCCUCACACACAUCUGCUACCAACCUAGAAUGAAAAUGAGAUAAAGGAAGAAUGUCUUACCAACUAAAGGGCCAAUUUGUAUCACUUUUCUUCCAUGCCUUUUCCUCCUUUGUUUUUCUUCCACUUUUGUUACGAUUUCCCUUUUAUAAUGAUGAAGUAAUGAACAGUAGGAGGUCUCUAAUAUGUAAACUGUAAAUUUAAAAAUUAUCUUCUCUAGAAAAGUCAUGCCCAGAGAAGUAAUUUUAAUACUUAAUGUAUGCAGUUCAGAUAAUUUUGUAUGUCAAAGCAAAGGUUGAUGUCUUUUUUUCCUUUGCAGCAGCCUAACUUCAAAAAUUAAUGUGAUGGAGGAUCACCAACAUAAUGACUUAGCUACUUUAAGUAGAUGAGAAAAUAUUCCAAUAGUGUCAAUAACAGAGACUUUAAGCCAGAAUGUUGUUUAAAAACAUUCUGUUACUAAGAUUUUUCCAAAUUUUGUGUAUUUACAUUUAUUUAUUGACCUUGAAAAAUAAAUAUGUCAAGCUAAGUGUUUGUUAUUAUUUUCAGUGACAGUAUUGCCACUUUAACUCCUUUGGAAGGAAUCUAGCUGUUGUGGCUAUGGAGUUUAUCUCUUUGCCUAAGAUACUUGUUCAUAUUAGAAGAAUUCAUGUAACAUUAUCAGAUUCAGACAGAUGUGCCUGAAACUUAAUAUACUGUAGUUAGAGGAAUUAUGGUCAUUUGGUCACAGAGGAAGAAGAGUUAAAUGCAAUGCUCAUCAUGAAGUUGUAACUCCCAGAUAUUUCAGUUUCUUUCAGUAGAGGAGUAAAGGUUUCAGGGUAUUUGAGAUGGAAGGCAUGCUAUGAAAACAGUCCUCUGUUAAUAUCCUUUUUUCUUUACAGGUCUUGAAGCUUUGGAAAAAAGGUAAAGAAUUCCUGAAAUCUAGGGCUGCAUGAGUUGAACUUGUUAGUGGCAAAAGUUAUAAGCAGUUGAGCUUCCUAAUGCCCAAAAUGAAAUUCACCUGGAAGCUUAAUUUAUGCCCUACUGGGAGUAACCAUUCCAAAAGCACCUGUCACAGUUGGUACCUCUGACAGUAUCUGAGGAUCAAAAAACCUGAACAGAAUUGCUUUGAUCUAUAUGAAGUGAGCUUGGAAAACAAUAUUGCACAAUUUAGUCUUGGAGUACCAGGAAGACAAUAUCUACUUCUGUUUACUUCAUUUGCCUUUUUUUUUCUUUUUUUUUUUUUUUCCUCCAGCUCAUGUUCUGGCAAAGGGUAUAGAUUUAUACUUUAAAUCUAUUUAUACAGUUUAGCAUGUACAUGCUCCAAAUACCUACAUAAUAUAUAUGAAAGUGUCCAGAAAAGUAGAGUAGAACUUGUUUUCCACUAGAUAAAUGCUAGCACAGAAAACAGAAUCAUAGAAUUUUUGUUGUUGCAUUAUAGUUGUGACAUAAAAAAAGCUACAUACAAGUAUUCUUAAGAUUAGCAAAAAACAGAGCACUGCCGUAGAGAUAAAUGUUUUCUAUAAGGCACUUUGUAAAUGCUCAACUCCACCAGUUUUCUUGUGACACUCGUGGAAUCUGCAAGCCAGCAAAGCGGAUCCAGAGGGUGUUAACACCAGAGAAUGAAAUUAGCAUUCCUGAAAAUUCACUUAAACACAAUGCAAAAACUACAUUUUGUUAGCUGUCCAUGUUGUUCAUAGAGGAAAUGAAGUGUUCAGAGUUUCUGUGCAGAGCUGCUCUGUGGCUCCCAGGAGGUCACACGAGCUCCAGGGGAGGCACAGGCGCUGCUGGCAUUGCCAGGCAGGCUCUGAUUCACUUGGUAUGUCACAUUAUUGUCAUGUUUCUUCAAACUUGUACACACAAGCUCUUGGAAAAAAGUUUCCAGUAUGUAAUAAAAGGCAGUUUUGAGUUCUUGAAA